CCACUAUAUCUUCUUCCCCAACAUUAACCUUCCUUUCUGAUCAAAAUCUCAGCUUAAUCUCAUCUCAGAAACCUUCCUUCUAGUUCAAGGAAUCAUGAGUCAAACCAGUGUGAGAAAAGAUCAGAAGCUUCUUCUUCUUCAGACAAAGAAAAGCAAAAGAAACCUAAUUGAAAUCUUGAUGGGAUCGAUCGUGAAGCCAAUGUUUGGAGAUAACAUAACAACUAUUGGAUCAAACAUUGCUGGUCUACUCUUCAUCAUUGAAACUCUUAGGAGAUACUUCCCUGUACAUCUGAAGAUCACGAUCCAAGAGCUUCUCGUCAACGCAAUCCAACGGUUACCCUUUUUCAAGAAGUGUGCUGACAAGACUCUUGCCUUCUUCUCGCCUUACACUCGGAUCAGGUUCAUAGAAAUCGAGGAGAAUAAAUACAACUACGCUUACUCAGCCAUCAAGACCUACCUUGGUGCACAAGUUAACCCUCAAGUGAAGAAUCUCAAGGGUAGCCAGGGGAGGGGGAGAGAGUCUUUGGAUUUUAAACGCGACGAUGAUAAAUUUGAGGAUGAGUAUGAAGGUGUGAAGAUGUGGUGGGAGGUUCUAAAAUCCACAGACGGUGUUAAAAUGUGUAGGCUUACUUUCCAUAGAAGUAACUGGGAGGUAGUGACUGGUUCUUACUUGAGGUAUGUUGUGGAAGAAGGCAAGUCCAUUGAAGAAAAGAAGAAGAAAGUUAAGCUCUUUAUGAACAAUCCAAGUUCUAACUGGAAGAUGCAGAUGAAAAAUCUAUGGAGUAGCAUUGACUUCGAGCAUCCAGCAACAUUUGACACAAUGGCUAUGGAUCCAAUGAAGAAAGAUGAGAUUAUGAGAGAUCUUUUAGCGUUUAGAGACAGCGAAGAGUAUUAUAAAAAGAUUGGGAAAGCUUGGAAGAGGGGCUACUUGUUGCAUGGACCUCCAGGGACAGGCAAGUCCACGACGAUUGCAGCUAUGGCGAAUCUAAUGAGUUAUAGUAUCUUUGAUCUUGAGCUAACUUCGAUAGAAAACAACUGGGAACUCAAGAAGCUGGUGCUAGCUACGACUAGUAAGUCCAUCAUUGUGAUUGAGGAUAUAGACUGUUCCUUGGACCUCACGGGAGAGAGGGGAGUUAAAGAAGAUCAGAGCAAUGCAGAGAUUAAGAAAGUGAAGAAGAAGAAUGCAGUUACACUCUCUGGCUUGUUGAACUUUAUAGAUGGGAUUUGGUCGGCUUGUGGACAAGAGAGGAUACUUGUCUUUACAACGAACCACUUGGGGAAACUUGACCAGGCUUUGAUCAGAAGAGGUCGGAUGGAUAUGCAUAUAGAGUUGUCUUAUUGCAGGUUUGAAGCGUUCAAGAUUCUUGCCAAGAACUAUCUCAAUCUUGAUUCGCAUCUCUUGUUUGCUGAGAUUGAGACGUUGCUUGAAGAAACGAAUAUGACACCGGCUGAUGUUGCGGAGAAUUUGAUGGUGAAAGAUGGUGAAUCGUCUGGUGGUGAUGGAUCACUCAAGGGUUUGAUCCGAGCUUUGGAACAGAUGAAGUUGAACCAACAUUCAGAUGAACAACAGAAGGAGAUAAACAAAUAAAUAAUGUUAGCUGUUUUAUCAUCUGCUUUGGUAUCAUCAGUGUUUCAUUAUGUUUUUAGCACCAAUUGUAGCUAGUAAAAUCGAAUUUAAUAGCCGUUUUGAAACUAGUGUUUAUUAUUAUUAGUACUUCACAUCUUACAUUUACAGAUCAUAUAUAGAGAUCGAUUGCAAAAAAAUUAACACAGAAAA
Molecule: messenger RNA, 1777 nt
Organism: Brassica oleracea var. oleracea
Lineage: Eukaryota; Viridiplantae; Streptophyta; Magnoliopsida; Brassicales; Brassicaceae
Product: probable mitochondrial chaperone BCS1-B
Exons: 1
Coding region: 95-1588 (497 amino acids)
Molecular function (GO): ATP binding; ATP hydrolysis activity
Source: RefSeq, a predicted model, not a curated record